AUGGUGGAUUCCGGACAUUUCUCCUUCGAAGAUGAUAGAGAAUAUGAGAUACCAACCGCGAAUCAUUUACCUGAGCCGAACGCCGAGAAAAUUAUCGCUGGAUUGCAGUCCGAACUUCAGACACAAAAACAAUAUUCGAAUAAAUUAGAGAAAGAACUUACUGAGUGUGAAGCUCAACUCAAGAACAAAGAUGAGUUGCUUUUUGAACGUGGACGACAGAAUUUUCUCGAACUUCAGAAACAAAAACAAUAUUCCAUUAAAUUAGAGAACGAUCUCGAAAUAACGAAGAAAGAACUCACCGAGUGUCAAGCUGAACUCAAGAAGAAAGAUAAUGAGUUGCUUUUUGAACAUGGACGACAGGAUUUUCUGGCUAGGAAAGAAGCGAAUGAAAGAAAAAAAGCAAUUCGUUUUCAACAGGAUUUUUCUCUGAAACGAAACACAGUCGAACAUGACGUGGUUGGCCCAACACAAACAGGACACCGCUGUGAGCUGACGUCUAAUAGACAAUGUUCUGCUGAGGAUUCAAAUGAAGAGCAAAUAAUGAAAUUUGAAAAUAAUAAUAUGGAAACUAAUGGCGCAAUGGCAUCUUCGUCUGCGAACAGUGACUGUAGUUAUUAUCGAGAUCUAUUGAAAAAUAUGGCACAACCGUUGUUGUGUGAUGAUGUCGUGAAGCUCAAUGAUUGGGCAAGUGAAAGAUUCUCAAUCGACCGCUCUAAAAAUGCAGCUGAUGUUCUCUCAUACCUUGAUCGAACUGGAGUCAUCCAUGCUUCAAAUUUAAGUGAACUCCGUGAUUUCUUCGAAUCCAUUAACAGAAUUGAUCUGGUCCACAUAAUUGACGAGUUUCUACAUGGUAACUAUAGUGUGCUUCAGGCGUAUGCUUCAAAAUCGAAAGAUUGACUGUACUUCUUUCAUUAUACAGUAAAAACCUGCAUUAAAAACCACCUGCUUGAAAUUUCGCAAUCAUGCAAGCACAUAAACAAAGUUAAUUUGAUAUAAAGUUCCUGUUUCCGGCUGCAUGUUUCCUCUAUUUAGCACCCACCAGUCGCUCAAAAAUUAAACCCGUACCCUUUAUUUAGCCCGC
Paramuricea clavata is the source of this 1081-nucleotide messenger RNA. The record is from the annotation of a GenBank genome assembly. NCBI's taxonomy places the organism in Eukaryota, Metazoa, Cnidaria, Anthozoa, Malacalcyonacea, Plexauridae.